Molecule: messenger RNA, 2076 nt
Organism: Penicillium manginii
Lineage: Eukaryota; Fungi; Ascomycota; Eurotiomycetes; Eurotiales; Aspergillaceae
Product: putative autophagy ubiquitin-activating enzyme ApgG
Exons: 7
Coding region: 1-2076 (691 amino acids)
Biological process (GO): protein modification by small protein conjugation; piecemeal microautophagy of the nucleus; autophagy of mitochondrion
Cellular component (GO): phagophore assembly site; cytoplasm
Molecular function (GO): Atg8 activating enzyme activity; Atg12 activating enzyme activity
Source: RefSeq, a predicted model, not a curated record
AUGCAGUACGCCCCGUUUGCCUCGGAUAUUGACUUGCCAUUCUAUACGACGCUUGCUUCUCAUAAGAUCAACCAUGAUAAGCUGGACGACUCCGCCCGCCCCGUCCUUGGUCUCUAUGAAAUCCGUUCUACAGAUCCCGAUAAUGCUUCUUGCCGGAUACAGAUUCAUGGAAAUUCCCUUGCUUGCCAUGAGGCACCCGCCGGUUACUAUCGUGCCGAAGGUAUGAUCAAAAAUGUGAAUACGAUCGAGGAUUAUCGCAAUUUGGAUCGGUCACAUAUGAUGACCCAAGCUGGAAGGACGAUCUGGGAUGCUAUCAAUGAUGGCACUAUCUAUUCAUGUCCUUCAUUGCUUUCAUCUUUUGUUAUCCUGUCAUUUGCAGAUCUCAAAAAGUACAAGUUCUCUUAUUGGUUUGCUUUCCCUGCUCUCCAUUCCGAUCCGCCAUGGAUUCCCGCUCAAUCAGCGAGCCCGCAAUCCAACACCAACCAGGGCGAGGAUCUAAGCACUCUCCAGGGAGAGCAUCUGUCUUCAAUCGAAAGUAAUUCUCUCGUUGAAGCGGUUCAAACCUGGGGCUACAGCGUCGAUGACCGACAACGGGGCUUUUUCUUAGCUCGUAAACAAAAGCCAGAUUCGAAGGACUCUGUUCAAAACACCUGGCGGAUAGCGUCACUAUCGGAAUACGAGAAUGGUUUCUUCAACGGUGCUUCGCCUGAAAGCCGCUAUGUUUGUUUUGCAGACCCCUCGAAUUAUGAAAAGGCUCCGGGCUGGAUGCUGCGAAAUCUACUGGUCCUGGUUAGAAAACGCUGGGGUCUCAACAAGGUGCAAAUUCUCCGAUAUCGUGAUACCCAAUCGAAGCGUGAUGGGGGCCGAAGCAUGGUGUUUUCGCUACAAUCCAGUUCUGAGCCAACCAACGAGCAAUCGCAGCAGAGCCAACUGCCGAAGAUUACUGGCUGGGAGCGCAACCCAGCUGGGAAAUUGUCCGGGAGGACUGUAAACUUGGCUGAAUAUAUGGAUCCCACAAGACUAGCAGACCAAUCAGUCGAUCUUAACCUCAAACUGAUGAAAUGGCGAAUAAGUCCCACGCUAAAUCUAGAAAAGAUCAAGAAUACCAAGUGUCUACUGCUGGGCGCAGGGACUCUUGGGAGCUAUGUUGCCCGAAACCUAUUGGGCUGGGGCGUCAAAAAGAUCACAUUCGUGGAUCAAGGCAACGUCUCGUUCUCUAAUCCCGUUCGACAGCCCCUCUUCAAAUUUACAGAUUGCUUGAAUGGCGGCGCACCAAAGGCGUCUCGAGCGUCAGAAGCUCUCACGGAGAUCUACCCGGGCGUGGAAACUGCCGGCCACGUACUUUCAGUGCCGAUGGCAGGUCAUCCAAUCAUUGACGAAAAUGCAACUCGUUCAGAUUUCGAGACCCUUCGCGCACUCAUCGAUGAACACGAUGCUAUCUUCCUGCUCAUGGAUACACGCGAGUCUCGCUGGCUUCCUACAGUCAUGGGAAAGGCGGCCCGGAAAGUCGUUAUGAAUGCGGCACUCGGAUUUGAUUCAUUCGUAGUAAUGCGCCACGGCGUGUCGGCAACGGAUGACAGCCCCGCAGAACUCGGAUGCUACUUUUGCAACGAUGUCAUGGCGCCGGCAAACUCUGUCAAGGAUCAAACGCUCGAUCAGCAAUGCACAGUUACCCGGCCCGGCGUCGCGGCCAUUGCUUCUGCACUCUUGGUCGAGUUGCUUGUUUCGGUUCUCCAGCACCCAGACGGAGUCACGGCGCCGGCCCCGUUGAAAAAAGAUGAUGAUCGAGGUGAUCACCCUCUAGGACUUGUACCGCACCAGAUCCGGGGAUUCCUCGCGACGUUUGAGAAUAUCGCCGUGACGGGGAGGAGUUAUAAUUGCUGUAGUGCGUGCUCGGAUCGAGUGACGAAAGCGUACGAAGAUCAGGGGUGGGACUUUGUUCGCAGAGCUCUCAAUGAGCCUGGGUAUGUGGAGGAAUUGAGUGGGCUUAAAGAGGUUCACGAGAAGGCCGAAGCAGCACUUGCCGAAGUCGACUGGGACGAGGGCUCUGAGAAUGAAGAAAUCGAAAUUCUCUAG